AUGGCAGAACCAACAUUGUACGAAGAAACCGUCUUACAGUGUCUCCGAAGCGGAGGAAUACGGACUAAAUAUUAUGGUGAAGGUAACUACGGUGGAGUUGACUUUGUCGUGACUUACGAAAGAGUGCUGUUUAUUGUCCUUUGUAACAACGAUGAACUACCAGCUGAGCCCAGCUUUGUUGACAGAAUGAGGAGGGAUCUCACCGAAUACCCCAGGAAUACUGUGGGGGUUCUGGUGGCUCCUCAGUUCAGUGAAAGAGCAAAGCGUCUGGCUUCGUCGUCCCCCUGCAACAUUAUAUUGACGGAAGCCACUGACAUUGCUUCGAACAUAAUUCAAUACGUUGAAAGUCUAGAACAGAAUCAAGAAUCUGACUCGGAAGAAGAUGAACAAUUCAAUUUUUUUGUCAUAACAGGGCAACCGGAACCCUUCCAACGUCAAUCGACACAAAAGAAAUCCGAACUAGAAUGGUUGUAUAAGGCU
Molecule: messenger RNA, 480 nt
Organism: Paraglomus brasilianum
Lineage: Eukaryota; Fungi; Glomeromycota; Glomeromycetes; Paraglomerales; Paraglomeraceae
Source: the annotation of a GenBank genome assembly